This is a messenger RNA of Spirodela intermedia, 2514 nucleotides long. The record is from the annotation of a GenBank genome assembly. Lineage: Eukaryota; Viridiplantae; Streptophyta; Magnoliopsida; Alismatales; Araceae.
AUGAUUACCGGAACGGAUUUCUAUCAUGUGAUGACGGCGAUGGUGCCGCUGUACGUGGCGAUGAUCCUGGCCUACGGCAGCGUGAGAUGGUGGAAGAUCUUCACGCCGGACCAGUGCUCCGGGAUCAACCGGUUCGUGGCCAUAUUCGCGGUGCCGCUGCUGUCCUUCCACUUCAUCUCCACCAACGAUCCCUACACGAUGAACCUCCGCUUCAUCGCCGCCGACACCCUACAGAAGCUGAUUAUGCUGGCGAUGCUCGCCGUCUGGUCCAGGCUGAGUAGCCGGGGCAGCCUCGAGUGGACCAUCACUCUCUUCUCCCUCUCGACCUUGCCCAAUACCCUCGUCAUGGGCAUCCCCCUCCUCAAGGGCAUGUACGGCGACUACUCCGGCAGCCUCAUGGUGCAGAUCGUCGUCCUCCAGUGCAUCAUCUGGUACACCCUCAUGCUCUUCAUGUACGAGUACCGCGCCGCCCGCCUCCUCAUCACGGAGCAGUUCCCCGACGUCGCCGGCUCCAUUGUCUCCAUCGCCGUCGACUCCGACGUCGUCUCCCUCGACGGCCACCGCGAGGGCGCCAUCGAGGCCGACGCCGAGGUCAAGGAGGACGGCAAGGUCCACAUCACCGUCCGCCGCUCCAACGCCUCCCGCUCCGACGUCUUCUCCCGCCGCUCUGUCGGCUUCUCCGCGACCACGCCGCGCCCUUCCAACCUCACCAACGCGGAAAUCUACUCGCUGCAGUCGUCCCGCAACCCCACACCGAGGGGUUCCAGCUUCAACCACACCGACUUCUACUCCAUGGCUGGGCGGAGCUCCAACUUCGGCGCCACCGAUGCCUUCGGCAUGGUAGCCACCUCCCGGGGUCCAACCCCCCGCCCGUCGAACUAUUACGAGGAGGACAACAUCGCCGCCGGAGGAGCCGGCGGCGCGAAAUCCAGGUUUCACUACCACACGGCGGCGGCGCCGCCUGUUUCAGCGGCAAUGCACAGCUACCCAGCUCCCAAUCCGGGGGUGCUCUCCCCUCCACCGACAGCGCCGGCGAAGACCGUGUCCAUGCCCAAUGCCGGCGGAGCGAGGAAGGCCAACGGGCAGCCGCAGGUCGUGGCGAAAGGGGACGAAGGAGGCAAGGACCUGCACAUGUUCGUGUGGAGCUCCAGCGCCUCGCCAGUUUCCGACGUAUUCGGCGGCGCGCAGGAGUACAGCACCGUGCCCCCAGACGCCGCCGCCGCUCCUGUCAAGGAUGUGAGGAUGGUCGUGUCGCCGGGAAAGGGUACUAACUACUCUAAACUCUCCUUUCCUCCGCCAUAAUUGCUGGACUACUGACGACGGGGUUAGGCGCAGUGGACGGCGGCCGGAGGGAGGACUUCUUGGAGAGGGACGACUUCAGCUUCGGCAACGAACGCGAGGCGCACGAGGCGCGCGGAAGUGGUAGCGACGUGGGGAAGGCGGCGAUUGGCGGAGGGAAAGCCGGGGGCGCCGACGGCGGCGGGGUGGAUGGGAAGGUGGCGAUGCCGCCGACGAGCGUCAUGACGAGACUGAUACUGAUCAUGGUGUGGAGGAAGCUCAUAAGGAACCCCAAUACCUAUUCCAGCCUCAUCGGGCUCAUCUGGUCCCUCGUCUCCUUCAGGUUAGGCUGCCAGUUCCAUAUCACCGGUCUAAUUCCUGCUGUCUCCCCUGUAAAACUCCGUCUUCAACCUGCGUGUUAUGCAGGUGGCAUGUGGAGAUGCCGGCCAUCGUCGCCAAGUCCAUCUCCAUACUGUCGGACGCGGGGCUCGGAAUGGCCAUGUUCAGCCUGGGUGAGUUAAUUCUCUCUUUAAUGAGCCCUAGUUGACCUUAUCUUCUUCUUCCCCGCUUCCCGCCUUGCUGUAUUAAAAGUACUGACGGGGCUACUUCCCCCCGCCCCUUGGCGGGUCUGAAAUGGUGUUUUCGGUGUGCUCGCUGAUGGCGGCGACAACUUCGACUGCGUCCGCAAUGGUGACGAGACAGGGCUGUUCAUGGCCUUGCAGCCGAGGAUCAUAGCAUGUGGAAACUCGGUGGCAGCCUUUGCCAUGGCCGUCAGGUUUCUAACGGGGCCAGCUGUCAUGGCCGCCGCCUCCAUCGCCCUCGGCAUCCGGGGCGACCUCCUCCGUAUCUCCAUUGUCCAGGUGAGAUCUGAUUCCCAUUCUCUUCUCUACCUGUCCAUCACCUCAUUCUACCUCUCCCUCUGUUUCUCUCUCUACUGUAAUUGCCGGCAAUUCUUUCUUACACCUACUUCCAGAUCUAGUUUUUUAUACGAAAAGAUACUAACUGUAUGGCUAUGGGCAGGCGGCCCUCCCCCAGGGGAUCGUCCCCUUCGUCUUCGCCAAGGAGUACAACGUCCACCCGCAGAUUCUUAGCACGGCGUCAGUCCACCUACCAUCUCCCUCCUACUUCCACUCCGCUGCACUGACGUCUUCUUCCUUGUCUUGUUUCAGGGUCAUUUUCGGAAUGCUGAUAGCCCUCCCGAUCGAUCUGAUCUACUACGUCCUGCUGGGGCUCUGA